GAUCCAAGUGAGUUACGAUUUAUUUUGGUAUCGCUGGUUGUCGAAAUUUGGUCGUUUGUGCAUCAAAGCUAACAAAAUAAAAACAAGUGAAACUAGGAAACGGAACAGUUAACUUCUCGCAUCAAGUUCUUCCAGCAGCGGGGAAGAGGUUUCCUGCUUCCGCCCCACACUCGCGAUGGUAUCCAAAGGUGAUCAAGUCGCCCUGAGCUUCCACGAGUCGUGCCUGCGCCUGUCGGAUGUUGAGCUGCUCAAGGGACCCUUCUGGCUGAACGACCAAAUUAUUUCGUUCUACUUCGAGUAUCUGGAGAAGCUGAUGUUCAAGGACGAGGAGGACAUCCUGUUCGUUAGCCCGGAAGUGACGCAGUGUAUUCGUAUGGUGUCGGAACCGGAGGUGGGUAUUUUUUUGGAACCGCUAAAGGCCAACGAGCGGGCGUUCAUCUUUUUCGCUCUGAACGAUAACCAGAUAGCUGACCGGGCUGGAGGUUCCCACUGGAGCCUGCUGGUUUUCUCCCGCCCGGAACGAGCCUUCUUCCAUUUUGAUUCUUCGCACAACAGCAAUUCGGACAUUUGCCGACAGUUUGUGGCAGUCCUGAAGCGUGCCUUGCGAUGUCCCGAUGCUCAGCUGCGAACCGGAGAUUGUCUUCAGCAGAGCAACGGGUACGAUUGUGGGGUCCAUGUGCUAUGUACGGUUGACAAAACUACCCAGCAGAUUCGCAAGAGCGGACGAAUCGAGGGAGUGAAAAGCGCCCGGUACGAUGUUGUUCGAGGAAAGAGGGAAGAAAUCUUACACACGAUUAUCGAUCUUGGCGGCAGAAUAAAUUAGGACAGUUUGGCCAGCAGCAGCAAUUGACACACAUACGACACACAAACAAAAAUGAUAGUGACCUAAUAUAGGAGAUUGUGGCGUUUUUUAUACCUAGAUAUGACAUAUGGGGAUUUUUUUUUAUUAUCUGACAAUUUGCGCCGGGGGUCUUCAGAUUUUCCCCAAAAUUGAAAAUUUGAUUCAUUUUUGCGACUUAAAAACACAUGUAUUUUUUCAGAUUUCUAACAUUUUUAUUUUUUGAGUUAGCUUCGGUUAGAUUUUUUUGUAAAUAAAAAAUAACCAUUUUUCAAAGCUACAUAACUCUGUUGUUUCUCAACGGAAAUUAUAAAAUAACACAUCAAAAUGCAUUGAAAUUUUAACAGCUUUCCAAAUAGAAUAGUUGAAAAAAAUUAAAUAAUGACCUUCAACAUGAAAAGUUGUAAAUAAACUUUAAAUGGCGUCUAAAAGUACCGUCUGCACCACCGAAUAUUUUGCAAAAAAUACCAUUGUAUAGCUCGAUUCAUGAUGCAACUUUCAUCUGAAGACACCAAAGUGGGCCAUUAACACCUUGAAGAGUUAUGAAAGAAAUAAUGACAAUAAAUCUCUAUUUUUGCAUCGAAAACAAACAAUGGUCGAACAACUGCACUCACAUAUGGAGAUAGCAAGCACUUCUAACAACAUGGAAACAAAAGAACUUACCAAAGCAGGUAAAAAAACACUACUUUUUUGUGCUUUGUAGAGUGUUUGCAGCAAAAAUGACUUUAAAUUUUAACCAAAAUUCUGAGUAUCGUUUUGUUUAAUAAUGGGAAUGUUGCUUUUACAACCUGGUCAUAUACUAUAUAACUUAUUAAUUUUUCGAUCAAAGAUCAUUGUGAAGCAUAAUCAAUGCCAAUAGUAGAAGGUUCAGUCCCUGUGUUUGGGAUCACAAAAAUGUGAUUAAAAAGAUGAAAUAUAGACGUGCUUUACAUAGGUUUUAUAUCGGGAGCUAAGCACUGGACACCAAAAACCUUUCCCAUUGAUCAAAAAAGUAUGAAAAAGUGGCACAAAUGUUGAAGAAAUAAUCAAAGAGCUCAGUGUGGCCAGCCCAGGCUGUAAAAUGAUGAAAAUAUGUUACUUCGUUUUCUAGAUUCGCCCAGUUUUGAGGUUUACCAUACUAGAACGAACAUAAUUUGUCGUCAGUGUUUUGCUACCUCGAUCGCUCACGCACGAAUCUUCAGUGUUCCACCGUCUAUUUUAAAUCAAAUCUGGGGAAUUACGGAUGCAAAUCUUAACGCAUAAACUUCUAAAAAUGACAGUAAAAUGUGCAUAACUUGUUGUGAUCUGGUGCAAAACUGGGUAUAAACGAAUACGUUAUUAGAUUUUUGGAUAUAACAUGAAGUCAGUUAAGCUGCAACAAUCUACCGCCCCUUCUUUCAUAACAGUCCCAUAUACAAAAAUAAGGAAGCGAGACAAUCAGCUUUUUCUGUUUUGGAAUAUAUUUUUAAAUUGUGACCACCACUUUCAGCAUAAACGAAAAUCGUUUCUAGGUUGUCAUAAUAAAUCGUUAGACCUGAAAUUUUCGGAAUUGGGCUAUUGGUAAGGUCUAGAGCACUAUUUUUAUUCAUAAUGGGACUGUUAAUCAACCAUAUUUGAAACCUUUUUCGAAUCUACUGACAUAACAAUCCCAUACAAAAUAUAUUUUUCUCACCAAGCUACUUUCUAAGACUUAAAUUUGAUCAUUUUUGACUUCUAAAUGCAAUUGUCAGAAAAAGAAACAUACUUUUGCAAAAAAAAUAUCAUGAAUUCCACAUUGUAAGUUGAAUCUUUUUACGAUUUUUGAUUGCAUCCGAUAGUUUUUCGCUCAGGAAGUCAUUCCUAAGAAAGUCAGACCUGCCUUCGAAAACUAGUGUGCAUCAUUCGACAUCAAGUGAGUUAAAAAAAUGUUUAAAUGAUUCGAAGCAAUAAACCAAAGACUAUAUCGCCGAAAGAAACAUUGAAAAGUAACCAAAUCCGUGGUAUUCCAAAUAUGGGAUUGUUAUUCAGGUAUAUUUCAUAUAGGAUAGCCACGAAUUGAUAUUUUUUUCGAAAUUUCUAGAACAAAACCUCUUUUUUUAGUCUUUUAUGUUGAAGCCUUAUGUUGACCUAAAAUGACGAAAAUUCAUAUGGCACUGUUAUGCGAGUAGAGGCAGUCUUAAAAGGACGAAAAAAUAGUGUUUUUUACCAGCUUUGAUAAGUUCUUUUGUUUUCAUGUUGUUAGAAGUGCUUGCUAUCUCCAUAUGUGAGUGCAGUUGUUCCACCAUUGUUUGUUUUCGAUGCAAAAAAAGAGAUUUAUUGUCAUUAUUUCUUUCAUAACUCUUCAAGGUGUUAAUGGCCCACUUUGGUGUCUUCAGAUGAAAGUUGCAUCAUGAAUCGAGCUAUACAAUGGUAUUUUUUGCAAAAUAUUCGGUGGUGCAGACGGUACUUUUAGACGCCAUUUAAAGUUUAUUUACAACUUUUCAUGUUGAAGGUCAUUAUUUAAUUUUUUUCAACUAUUCUAUUUGGAAAGCUGAUAAAAUUUCAAUGCAUUUUGAUGUGCUAUUUUAUAAUUUCCGUUGAGAAACAACAGAGUUAUGUAGCUUUGAAAAAUGGUUAUUUUUUAUUUACAAAAAAAUCUAACCGAAGCUAACUCAAAAAAUAAAAAUGUUAGAAAUCUGAAAAAAUACAUGUGUUUUUAAGUCGCAAAAAUGAACCAAAUUUUCAAUUUUGGGGAAAAUCUGAAGACCCCCGGCGCAAACCCGUCAGAUAAUAAAAAAAAAUCCCCAUAUGCAUUCUCAUAAAAUUUCCGUUGUGUUUCCUCCUAGUGGUGGGAUUGAUUAUUAUGUGAGAUGUUUUACAAUAGUUCACACCUGUUUGCCGAUUGUAUUGUAGAUGCUAGUAAUUUAUUUCAAUAUUUUGUAACAAAAAAAAAAAACGAA
Uranotaenia lowii is the source of this 3735-nucleotide messenger RNA. Its product is annotated as sentrin-specific protease 8-like. The record is from RefSeq and is a predicted model, not a curated record. The transcript has a single exon. Gene Ontology annotation, biological process: proteolysis. Lineage: Eukaryota; Metazoa; Arthropoda; Insecta; Diptera; Culicidae. Bases 176 to 823 code for a protein of 215 amino acids. Gene Ontology annotation, molecular function: deNEDDylase activity; cysteine-type peptidase activity.